This is a messenger RNA of Poeciliopsis prolifica (blackstripe livebearer), 2837 nucleotides long. Its product is annotated as ubiquitin carboxyl-terminal hydrolase 48-like. The coding region runs from base 201 to 2039 and encodes 612 amino acids. Lineage: Eukaryota; Metazoa; Chordata; Actinopteri; Cyprinodontiformes; Poeciliidae. Gene Ontology annotation, molecular function: zinc ion binding; cysteine-type deubiquitinase activity; cysteine-type endopeptidase activity. The record is from RefSeq and is a predicted model, not a curated record. Gene Ontology annotation, cellular component: nucleus; cytosol. The transcript has 14 exons. Gene Ontology annotation, biological process: protein deubiquitination.
UCUAACUUGUGAGCUUUCAUGACUUCAUGCAGUGUUGUUUAUCAGCUGAAUGAAAUGCUCUACUUGCUAAGUGAAAGAGAAAGCUGUUUUCUGACUCCCUCUCUCAUGAGAGUGUCUUUUACUGUCUGUUUACUUCAGCGGCAGCAGCAGAAAUUGUUUCUGCUCUGUGAAGAAAAACCGUAUCAGUGGAGUGAUUCAGAAUGAACCAAGACAUUAAGUACCGUGGGUUGAGGAACCAAGGAGCAACAUGUCACCUGAACAGCAUUCUGCAGGUUCUGUUCAUGACCAGAGAGUUCAGAGAGGCUGUUAAGAGAUGUCCAAAAGAAAAUGAAGACAUUAAUGUUCAACUCAAUGCGUUGUUUGAAGAUGUAGGAAGAAACACUGCAGAAACCACAAAAGUUACAAAGAAGCUGCAAUUUGAAAACGUGUAUGAACAGCUGGAUGUUGGUCAGUACCUGGAGAAGAUUUUAUCUCUGGUCAGCGAUGAAGCGUCACAGAUAUUCAGAGGAGAGCUGGUUCACAGGACUGUUUGUGAUCAAUGUGACUCAGACACUGAAGACUUGGUGCCAUUUUGGUUUCUUUCUCUCCCUCUGAUGGAUUCUAGUGAUGGAAACUACAGUGUGGAAGACGCAAUUCAGGAGUUUUUAAAGGAUGUACGGUUUUAUGGAGAAGACCAGCUGUACUGUGAUAAAUGUGAAGACAAUCGUGACACUACUGUUAAAUAUGAACUAAAGGAUCAUCCAGAGAUUUUGAUUUUGCUGCUGAAGAGGUUUGAAUACAACUAUCAGUGCAUGUCAUACAGUAAAGACAAUCGUGCUGUGGGUGUUUGUCACACCAUCGACUUACCAGAGAACCAGACAUAUGAGCUGUAUGGGUUGGUGGAUCACUUUGGGACUCUGAGCGGAGGCCAUUACACAGCAACAAUCAAGCCUGAGGAUGAAGAAAACUGGUAUGAGUUCAGUGACUCCAGUGUGACACUGGUUGAUAACCAGAUGUUCCAGAAAAAGUUUGAGAGAUCCCGAAGUGCCCAUCUUCUGUUUUACAGAAAGAAAAGUGAGAUGCAAACAGACUAUACAAGCAUUUAUAUUGGGUCACAAUAUUGUAAUAUAAAUUCAGAUACUGAAGAGGAAGAUGAAGGAACAGAUGGAGACGAAGAGCAGAAAAAACUGAGAGACGAUGACAAGAGUGAAAACGACGAUACGAGGAAAAUCACUUCAGACUCAGAAACCAGGAGACUUUUCAAGAUGAACGAUAAAACUAAGCGCUACAACCCGAGAGACUCUACAAUCCCACUAGUGGAUGAAGAGGAUCAGUUUGACUUUCUGUGUGAAGGGUUUGAUUCCCCAAGAGCCCGGAUGUCCUGCGGCCAUGUAGUGACCCCGACGUCCCUCACCAAGUGGUGCCAACAAUUGCUCAAACAGGGAAAACCCAGGUUUGAAUGCGGUCAGUUUGGCUGUAAUGCUGAGUGGUCUUAUCAGGAGGUUUGUAAAAUGGCCAUGUUGACCCCUGAAGAAAUGAAGACCUUUGAGACGACCUUGGCCCAGAAUGCUGCCCUCACAGAUCCUAACAGAAAGUUUUGUCCAGGCUGCAUGACUCCUGUGACCAGAGGGAGCAGCUUAAACCUCUAUGUCUGCUGCUCAGGUUGCUCAGCGAAGACGGGACGCAGCUUUGGGUUCUGCUGGCAGUGUCUGAGGGAGUGGAAAGGUCCACAGCCUCGAUCCGACCGCUGCGAAAACGACGACUGCCACAAUUCUGCCCUGAAGACGCUGAGAGAGUGUCCAGAAGUCCAAAUUAAGCUAGCAGGAGGAGUCAAAGGGUGUCCGUCGGUCCGUGCCUGUCCCACCUGCGGCUCACUGCUGCAGCACACUGGGAAAGGAUGCAAGGACAUUUUAUGUCCCCGAUGUAAGAUAAUAUUCUGUUUUGGCUGCUUAAAGACAACUAGUGAAUGCAGGACCACAGGAAGCAACAAUGUUUACGGCGUGUGCUCCACUGACAUUGUUCCCAGACAGACGUCUAUACCUGUGUGGCAGAGGAAAUGAUGUCAAUUAUGUAAACUGCCACUGUUCUUAUGCAACCUGCUUCUUCUUUGCUUUUCAUUAAUUAUAUUUCAAAUCAACAAGCAGCAAUUAUGACAAUUCCAAUUAUAUUUGUGCUCUGCUCAUUAUAAAAUAGCUUGCAGAUAGAUCUUUUCAUGAUCAUUGUUAAAGUAAUGAGACUUUCAGUUUCCCUGGAACAACAACUUGAACACCUAUUGAUGUGUGAAGGAUUAUCACAUUGAAUGUCGCUAUUUUGUGUUGUUUGAUGCUUUUUUAAAUUAUAUUUACAUCAUGCAAUUCUGUAAUAUUCAAAGACUUUCUGUGCCCUCUGUGGUGGAAAAUUACCACAAGUUAACAUCUGCUGAUAAUGCCAUAUUAAAUGCUUGUGAACUUUCACUAAAAGAACCUGUUUAGGCUAAACACACAAGAUUGGGAAUUGUUUUGCUGCAGCUGCAAGGGAACCGGACUCUCCCAUGUUUUGGACUCCUUACCUUGGUAUAAAACUGGUGUUGUCUUUGCCUGGCAGAGCUUUUCACCCAGAACUUCUUCAUUAUUGAUUACAAGGUCUAUGUAUUGUGCACAAUACAUAGACCCGAUUGAGUGAUUUCACCUGACAGUGCUUGGUAAUAGUUUUCUUUUUUCCACAUCACUCUCCAUAAUGUGACCUUGAACUUUGAGAUGCCCUGUAAGAUCAUUUUGGUUUUGUGAAAGAUUGUUCAAAUCUGUCAGUGUCUGAUUUGGGAGAACCUGAGCACAGCCUCACAGCUAAACCCAGUGUGGUCUUCUGCUGCUGCCACCUCG